Hemiscyllium ocellatum (epaulette shark) is the source of this 492-nucleotide messenger RNA. Its product is annotated as tumor necrosis factor-like. Gene Ontology annotation, cellular component: cell surface; membrane. The record is from RefSeq and is a predicted model, not a curated record. The transcript has 2 exons. Bases 1 to 492 code for a protein of 163 amino acids. Gene Ontology annotation, biological process: extrinsic apoptotic signaling pathway via death domain receptors; immune response; tumor necrosis factor-mediated signaling pathway. NCBI's taxonomy places the organism in Eukaryota, Metazoa, Chordata, Chondrichthyes, Orectolobiformes, Hemiscylliidae. Gene Ontology annotation, molecular function: tumor necrosis factor receptor binding; cytokine activity; CD40 receptor binding.
AUGAACCUGGUGGGGAAGGUUCCAGUGAAGGUCACAGUCCACCUGACAGCCUCUCACCGACAACAGAGGAAGAAAGAAGUGAUCUGGAAAAAUCAGGGCGUUCUUUCCAAAGGGAUAGAGUUCAAGGGCAACAGCCUGGUCAUCAAGAGCCCCGGGCAGUACUUUGUCUACAGUCAGGUGGUCUUCUACGGCAGUAAAUGUCGGGGUCGGACGGUCUACCUGAGUCAUGAGCUGGCCAGGCUGUCAGCUUCCUACAGAACCAAGACCCCGCUGGUCAAAGCAAUGAAGACCGUCUGCCACAACCGCACCCACGGGGUCCCAACAGCCCACGGCCCUGCCACUGCAGGGGGUCCCUGGUACGAGACCAUCUACCAGGGAGCCAUCUUCGAGUUGGCGGAGGGAGAUCGGAUCUUCUCCAGAGUCAGCACCGACGCAGCACGUUACGUCAACACUGAGAGAGGAAUGACCUACUUUGGCCUAUUCGCUUUGUGA